Molecule: messenger RNA, 1440 nt
Organism: Acanthamoeba castellanii str. Neff
Lineage: Eukaryota; Discosea; Longamoebia; Acanthamoebidae
Product: Fbox domain containing protein
Exons: 11
Coding region: 1-1440 (479 amino acids)
Molecular function (GO): protein binding
Source: RefSeq, a predicted model, not a curated record
AUGAACUGUCUGGGGGUGGUACCCCGCGAAGGGCUCUGGCUGGAGGAACUUGCCCAGACGAGCGUUGAAGAGCUGUUUGGGCCAGAUAACCGCUUACCUUGGGAGCUUGUCCUGCACAUCUUCUUCCACUUGGACAUCUCUGCUCUCGGUCAAGCAGGCUGCGUCAACAAGGACUGGAAGGAAGUAGCGGACAGCGAUGUCUUGUGGGGUCCUAUCUAUCGUCACCGCUUUCUCGCUCAGAUGCCCCUCUGGACGCUGGCCAUGGCCGACAACUCCUGGAAGCGCGCCUGCAAACAAGUCGCGCUGCUGCCAGUGAUCGGAACCUCGUGCUCCGGCGCACACUCUGGCAGCUUCUACACCGGACACAUCGUUCGGGUGCCUGGCGACGGACUCGUGCCUCCGACAACCUUGGCUGAUCUUGUGCAAGGCAAAAGGAAGGCUAAUCACGAAAGGAACGUGAAGAGCGAUCUGGCACGAGAGGUGCUCGCAUGUCUUGACGAAGUCGACCUUUGCGACACCGAAUGGGGCAAGGCUCUUGGCACUGGACCGGAGGAGGGCGACCCCCUCUUCCAAUUGACAAAGUCCCAGCUGCUCAACAAGCUGCUCGCUACCAAAGCAACGGGCCAGUCGAUCGAAACGAGCGAAGAUCCGAUGAUGGAUCAGCUGCUCGCUGCACGCUACAGGACCUACAACAGCACUGCGAUCAGCAUACGGACUACAGGAACAAUUACCGGCUUGACGAGUGAGGGAUUGAUCAUGCUAGACUCGAUGACCGCCCUUCCGCUCAACAGCUUCCAGCGAAAGGUGUCCCUCAACACCCUAGACCACAGCGUGUCCAAGCCUUGCUUCGUGUUCGAGGUCAGCUUCGAGCAUUGGAGCAAAUGGUUUACCCUCGACCAGUUGCAGGAUUUCUCACAGGACAUGCACUCCGCGAGGAAAGCGUUCUGGAAGACCGUUGCCGACAUUGCGAACGUACCGCCGGCUGAUCCGGCCCUGCUCGGCAAGCGGAUGCUGAUCCAGAACAAGAGCCAGAACCUGGGCGGCCGCAUCAUCCAAUCGCAUGGCCCAGGAACAAUCACCUCUGACCCUGCACAGUCGAAGAUAGCCUACACGUACGAGAAGGCAACCGACUUGGCCGAAGGCAAGUACACUGUGUCGAGGCAGUACCAUGUCGUCAUGGAAUCGUCGGGGCUGUCCUGCUGGCUGGGCGCCGAGCGGCUCUUCCACUUUACCGGCGCGCCGGACACCAUCGCCGUGGGCGACCGGGUGCUGUCCGAGUGGAGACCCAACAACUGGUACGUUGGGACGGUCACGCAUGCGACGCCUGGAGGUUGGCAUGUGGCCUACGACGAUGGAGACCAUCAAGACGACCUCGCGCCGAGCAGCCUAAUGCACAUCGAGGCCGCUCGCUACGUGCCACCCACCGACAGCGCCCAGUAA